This is a messenger RNA of Dicentrarchus labrax (European seabass), 2396 nucleotides long. RefSeq lists its product as uncharacterized. The transcript is spliced from 3 exons. NCBI's taxonomy places the organism in Eukaryota, Metazoa, Chordata, Actinopteri, Moronidae. Gene Ontology annotation, biological process: regulation of apoptotic process. Bases 155 to 757 code for a protein of 200 amino acids. The record is from RefSeq and is a predicted model, not a curated record.
AUUUCCUGUAAAUGAUGAGGGGAGGAACAACACUGCGGGCACUGUACUAAAAACAGGAAAGACACAUCAGAACUGAAAGUGUUCAAUCAGUCAGAGGUCAGAGAGUCGCCAGAGCAGGAAGAGUAAAAGGGAAGUCUGAGACCAGUAAACCAAGAUGACGGAGGCGGACCUCAUCACCAUCCUGGGCGAUUUAAGAGAAGAGGAAUUUGAGGACUUCAAAUGGCACCUGAAGAAAGCAGAGGUGGGGGACAUCCCGCCCAUCCAGGUGAGCAAGCUGUCGGGGGCGAAGAGGCGGGACACAGUGGAUCUGAUGGUGGAGAAAUAUGAUUUUGCCGGGACUGUGGAGGUGACCAGGAACAUCUUUAAAAAGAUGAGCAGGAACGAUCUGGUGGCCAAACUGGCAAAGAUCAGCUCAGGAGCAGAAGGUCCUGGUGUCCCAACAGAGGACAGAGUCCCAACAGAGGACAGAGUCCCAGCACAGGACUGGGUCCCAGCACAGGAGAGGCUGCUCUCAGUUCGGACACAGUUUAUAAGCGGUGCGUCUGACCCUGUUCUGAACCAGCUUCUGGAUAGACUCCUUGAACGUCGCAUUAUAAAUGAUGAGGAAAUGCAGUCAGCUACAACAAAAGUCAAAGCAGAAAAAGCUCGAUACUUGAUCGACACGGUGCGAAACAAGGGACAUGAAGCCAGCUCAAUCCUGAUCGCUGCUCUCCGUGAGGUGGAUCCAUGCCUUUCCAGAAAGCUGAACUUCAACUGAAACAAAAGCAAGAAACUGGAGGCUGAGAGUGAAUCUGUAAAAGUGUUUCUGUAAUAGUCUGCCUGCAUUUUUCCCAUUGGAUUUUUAAAGAGCAUAAAAAAUUAAACAGAGACAAAAAAAAACCUUCCUCUUGUUUCUCUCACGUUCUUCUUUUUACACUUAAAUAUAUUAGGAAACAUUGAAAUAUGCAAAAAUAUAACCUUAAAAACACAAAACUCAAUGAACAGAGCCAGCGUCUGAUUUUAGAUUUGUGCAACAUUCUGGAGCCUCAGUUUAAGCGAAACGCUCUCAGGUCAAAUCCUGUGUCUCCACAUGUGCAAGUACUACAAUUACUGUGCACCAUCUGCCGACACAGCACUUACACUAUAACACCUUUUGCCAUUGUCAGGUUUUUAAGUUUUCUAUAAUGCCAGUACGAGGGCUGCACCGUGUGGUAAAAACAUCAUAUUUGCGGUUAGUGUGGAAAUAAAUUAAUAAAUAGAAAUUUGUUCUGUUUGGGUCUGUACCAAAAAAAUAUGUUUUCUUAAAUCUGCAGAAGAUUUGUCGACCAAGACGUCUCUACAACUACAGUUCUUCAUUAUAAAGCUGUUUGUCACAUUUUAAUUUUAGCAAAAAAAUGCAGCUCUGAGCUUUGCAUUUUGCACUUGGCCAUGUUGUGACCUCGAUAAUAUUUUGAUGAAUCGUGCAGCCCUAGCCAGCACUGAAGCUCUUCUAGAUAUACAUCCUAAAUGUCAAUAUCUGACCAAUAUAUCAAUAUCUAAUGGAUAUCCUAUUAUAUUUAUCUAGUAUCUAAAAUAAUAAAUAAAAAUGAGUGUAUCAAGUUUCCUUGCAUUCCACAAUGGGGGGGAUUAAGCGAAACAAUGUAUAGAAUUUAUUUGACAUUUCUUUAAUUGAAAUGACAACCUGUAAUAAUAUGGUACAUGGGGAGCUUUGAAGAAAGUAAACUUGAGUAAUGUACUACCUGCUCAGCCUGUAAACACAGGUGCAUGUGUGUUGCUAUGGGUCCUGUAGGUUAAGCAGAUACUGGAUGACUGCAGUUUGUCCGGUUGAAACAAACUAUUGAACAGAGACUGAGAGAUCAGCUUGUGCAAAAAACUGCAGAGUAAUCUCAGAAACAUUCAACUUUCAAUGAUUUGUAUCGCACCGAUUCAUGAUCUCAGGACACUUUUCACAUACAGCAGGUCUAAACUGUACUCCUCAUAAUAUAUAUAACAGGGCUUGUGAUGUUCAUGUAGGAUUUAAGCUUGGUUUGAAUGAAAGAAAAUAAUGAAUUAUAGAGAAACUGGGUCUCGUCUCUUCUUUGUUUAAGUAGCAAUUGUUCGUGCUUCGUCCUGCCGUGUGCUAUCACUACUGUAGGUUCUGUUCAUGCUCUGUACCAUGUGAUCACAGUGUUACUGCAGAAUGUUGUGAUGUCAGUUAGGAAGGCCCCUGACAGAUAAGAAAGAAGAAUUGGAUUAGUAUUUUGGUGUCACAAACAUAAAACGACCAGAACCGAACUCUUGCUGUAAGGACAGUGAGGGAAUCCUCACCGGGGGAAGCUGGCUGCAGUGAAACGCCGGUGUAAAUGAACUUAUUGUUGCUUUGGUCUAAAUAAAUGUCAUGUUGUGUAACAGUCCAAUAAACCGAAGAACUCAACACA